Molecule: messenger RNA, 2031 nt
Organism: Cordyceps fumosorosea ARSEF 2679
Lineage: Eukaryota; Fungi; Ascomycota; Sordariomycetes; Hypocreales; Cordycipitaceae
Product: C6 zinc finger domain-containing protein
Exons: 3
Coding region: 1-2031 (676 amino acids)
Biological process (GO): regulation of DNA-templated transcription
Molecular function (GO): zinc ion binding; acetyltransferase activity; DNA-binding transcription factor activity, RNA polymerase II-specific
Source: RefSeq, a predicted model, not a curated record
AUGUCUGGAUUUACGGCACUGAAUGGCUCCUCUCCCAAGGUUGCGCCCAAGCCUGUGACUUCUAGCUCGGACCCCGACACUCAAAAUGUGACUGCCGAUGAGCAACCCAAAGCACCCGCCUCGACUCCCGCACCGGCUGUCGAAGCUGCUCCGAUCCAAGCUGCCGCUCCGCAAUCAGCUUCAACACCCGCUUCAGCAUCCGCCUCAGCACCCGUUCCCACUACUAAGCUUUCCACCGAACUGCCGUUCCCUCUUGCGGCCCCCGCCUCUGAAAUUGCCGUGGCUGCGCUUGCUUCAGCCUCUGAGGCUCAAUCACCGAACCAGCGUGAGAGCUGGCCUACCCAGGGCUUGGAGCGCACCCCUCCUGUGCCGGCACCAAGUGAAAGCGACUCUUCCAACAAACGCAAGCGGUCUCAUUCGAAUGAGGGCAGGACCCAACUUCCCACCCAACCUGUCAAAAGAAUCCAGAAAGCAACUGAUCGCACGCACGAGCGUACCCCGGAGUCUGCAACUGUCACCUCGCAGUCCAAUGGUGAUUACUAUGGAUCCGAAUCUCCAACCGGCGAGGGGCACGUAUCGACGUCCCCUCAGCAUCAGUCUUCGCCCCCGUCCGUUCCAAUUCGUGCCUCUGCCGAGCACCUCUCCCAGCGUCAGGCGAGUGGGCAAGUCGAAUACACCCCUGUGACACCUCAGAACAACGGCCAGGCUCUCGCUCAAUACCAAAGCCCUUCCUACUCGGAAUCCCGCUCUGGCGCGGUUGUGCAGCAUGACCCUAAGAAACGAAAGCGCAAUUUUAGCAACCGAACCAAGACUGGUUGCCUGACAUGCCGUAGAAGGAAGAAGAAGUGUGACGAGGCGAAGCCGGAAUGCAACAACUGUAUUAAGGGUGCCUUCGUCUGCGCCGGAUACCCACCUCAGCGAGGUGCGGGCUGGCCCAAGCUGGUCGAAAAUAAGCCUGGAGGCGUCCCUCUCGAAUCAAAGGAUCCCAACUAUGUGCCACCCGGUGCCUAUGGCAUGCCUGCAUCGCCGUACACGUCCUCACAAGCUGCGAAUAACGGCCAACCAAGCGGCCCUAAGCGCGAGCCCCUUCCCCAAUACCGCGGUCAGAACCUUCGUAUUGAACCCCCCAAGGGAGCGGAUGCCCCGUCUGGUAGUCCUGAGCACAAGCAACCACCGGCUCCCUUCACGCCUGGAGCCAACGCGUAUCCCACUCCGGUAUCAGCCAACACUCAACCACCCGCUUUUGGUGAUCGUGUCACUAACGACUACCAGCGACACCACGAGGGUCACGCACCGCCGGUAUCAAGCGCUCAGAUAGCUGCCCAGAUGGCACUUUCACACGCCCAGGCACAACCUCAUAGCAUGACUGUUGCGCCUUAUGACCAGAGACGCCCUACCCAGAAAGAGGAAAUGCUACAGGGCGGCUACUUUUACCAGUACGACACUGAGCUGAGCCUGGAACGAGAUCGUGCGGCCACUGCGUGCUGGCGUUUCAACAAGCUGACUUACCCCCCCACCAACGGUGUCUCUACCGAGGAGCGUGCUCGCCUGUUCCUUGAGAUUAUACAGCCGCGUGAAUCUUCGUCCUUUCCCGCUGAAGAGGCUUCUGGUCGCAGCAAUGUUGGCCGCGUUGGACGCCACGUUGCCGUUGAAUCCCCCUUUCACUGUGACUAUGGUUACAAUAUCAGCAUUGGCAACAAUGUCUCCAUCGGGAAGGGCUGCACCAUGAAUGAUGCGGGUAAGAUCCAAAUCGGUGACAACUGCAUCAUUGGACCCAAUGUCAGCAUGUAUACCAUUGAGCUGUCUACUGAUCCUAAGCACCGUCAGGGUGGCCAUGGAGCUCAAUUGGGUAAGAGUAUCAUUAUUGACUCGGACUGUUGGAUCGGUGGAGGUGUGAUCAUUAUGCCUGGAAAGGUUAUCGGAAAAGGCUCUACCGUCGGCGCCGGCUCGGUUGUUACCAAGGACGUGCCCCCUUUUACUGUUGUUGCUGGCAAUCCUGCGCGUGUUUUGCGUGGGGUGGCUUCCAUUUAG